AACUCCGGCAAGACUUUACGCAUAAAAGCUUCAGGAUAUACGCACACUAGUCCUAUCGCACCAGCUCCUCUAGCACACUGAGUUAUGGGAUGUACAAAUCAAACCAGUUGACAAGGGGACACUUGGUUAGAGAGUGCGCAUAAAGUAUGGCUUGGAUACGCACAUGUUUUCUCUUAUCUUGUGUCGGACAUGUGUUGGCGAAUCCGCCAGCUGAGACGAAGAUUUAUUUGGAUAACAUUACGCGCAUUUUGGAUAGAUUAUUAGAUGGAUACGACAACAGACUACGACCUGGAUUUGGAGGUCCUGUCACAGAGGUUAAAACGGACAUCUUUGUCACCAGCUUUGGUCCUGUAUCUGAUGUUGAAAUGGAAUACACAAUGGAUGUGUUUUUCCGGCAAACGUGGAUCGAUGACCGGCUGAAAUUUGAGGGCCCCAUUGAAAUCCUGCGACUCAACAACCUCAUGGUCAGCAAAAUCUGGACUCCAGACACAUUCUUCCGAAAUGGCAAACGCUCCAUUUCACACAACAUGACCACUCCCAACAAGCUGUUCCGCAUAAUGCAGAACGGAACUAUCCUCUACACCAUGAGGUUAACCAUCAAUGCCGAGUGCCCCAUGCGAUUGAUAAACUUUCCAAUGGAUGGACAUUCAUGUCCGUUAAAAUUUGGCAGCUAUGCCUACCCCAUGAGUGAGAUUGUAUACACAUGGAAGAAGGGGCCAUUAUUCUCAGUAGAAGUACCUCAAGAGAGCUCCAGUCUGCUACAGUACGAUCUGAUCGGACAGACAGUGUCCAGUGAGAGGCUCAAGUCAAACACAGGUGAAUACAUCGUCAUGACUGUAUACUUCCACCUGCAGAGAAAGAUGGGUUUCUUCUUAAUUCAGACAUACAUCCCAUGCAUCAUGACAGUGAUCCUUGCACAGGUUUCCUUUUGGAUCAAUAAAGAGUCCGUACCUGCCAGAACUGUGUUCGGCAUCACCACAGUGCUAACCAUGACCACGCUGAGCAUCAGCGCCCGCCACUCUCUACCCAAGGUCUCGUACGCCACAGCCAUGGACUGGUUCAUCGCCGUCUGCUUUGCUUUUGUCUUCUCCGCCCUUAUCGAGUUUGCUGCUGUCAACUAUUUCUCCACCUUACAGGCCAAUAAGGAACUUCGGCAGGUCAAUGCAGCCCAUGCUGCGGCCUCAGUGGCGACGAACAUUGAUGGAGAAGUAAUUUCGCAUCCUCUGGACCCUGGCGGCAUGUUGAAGAAGAGGCUGAACUCUCUUUCUCAAAGAGAUGUUGCUGAGAGAUUCUCCAGGCCGUGCCAGACUGAUUUCCGUCAGCAAGGUUCUGCUGUACCUGCCAACAACAUGCUGACAGGGACUAGUAUCAUUGACAAGUACUCACGCAUCCUCUUCCCGCUGUCUUUUGGGGCCUUUAACCUGAUCUACUGGAUUGUCUAUCUCACCAAAGACACUAUGGAGUCCAGGGAGGUGUGAGCCCUGUUAGAGAAUAACUUCUCCAAGGAGAGAGGCCACUCUGAGGACUAAAGACAUCUAAUAAAUGGAUGGAUGUGUGGGUGGGUGGAUGGAUGGAUGGAUGAAUGUAUGGAAGG
Messenger RNA from Xyrauchen texanus (razorback sucker), 1594 nucleotides. It is a transcript of the gene gabra6b, whose product is annotated as gamma-aminobutyric acid type A receptor subunit alpha6b. Gene Ontology annotation, cellular component: synapse; postsynapse; dendrite membrane. The coding region runs from base 147 to 1478 and encodes 443 amino acids. Gene Ontology annotation, molecular function: GABA-gated chloride ion channel activity; GABA-A receptor activity; transmitter-gated monoatomic ion channel activity involved in regulation of postsynaptic membrane potential. The transcript has 10 exons. Lineage: Eukaryota; Metazoa; Chordata; Actinopteri; Cypriniformes; Catostomidae. The record is from RefSeq and is a predicted model, not a curated record. Gene Ontology annotation, biological process: synaptic transmission, GABAergic; signal transduction; regulation of postsynaptic membrane potential.